AUGGCUGAGGGCGGGGCUGGGCGGGACGCGGAGGGAGGGAAAGCAGAGGAGGAGGAGGGAGGAGGGUGGGCGCUCGUAGUCCUCGCUCUCUCGACGAGAAUCACAGCAAACGAAAUCUCGUGCACGUCCGACUCCGAGCGACCAAUUUCCUACGGUUUUGGGCGUCGUCUUGCAGACGCGCGCGCCCCGCCCCUCGCGCCGCCCCCCGCGCCGCCCCACGCGCCGCCGGGCGCGACGCGCAAGACGUUGGUGCAGGGGCCCGAGGUGAUCGCCGGGCCCGUCAUGGGGGCAGGGGGGCCGGCCGCGGCCGUGCCGGUGGCCGUGCCCGACGCCGGGCUGCCCAGCGCGCACGUGCAGCAGACGGUGGCGCAGACGCACGGGCAGUCGCAGGCGUUCAGCGAGGCCGCGGCCUCGGAGGUGUCCGAGGUGGCGGAGACGGCGGUGAGCGGCGUGGGCGCGGCGGCGGGCGGCGGCGGCGGCCUGCACUCCGUGCUGCACAAGCACAAGCGCCAUCGCCAGCAGAAGCACCGCCAGACGCACCACCAGUCGGAGACCGUGCAGCAGCAGGUGGGCGUGGCCGUGCAGGCCAGCGCGCACCGCGUGGCGCGCGGCGCGCCCGCCGCGGCGUCGCCGUCCACGACGGAGCGCCAAGAGGGCGGCUUCGAAGGGCUGCACGGCCGGCGCAUCGGCACGCCCACCGCCACCGACUUCGACGAGGACGACCCCGUCCACGACCUGGGCGGCCCGCGCGUCUUCGUCAAGCGCCCCAACUGGAUGCCGCCCGCCCACACCCCGGCGCUGUUCCCGGGCAGGACGGCCGCGGCAGACUGGGCUCUCGGCGGGGCCGUCCCGCCCAGGUUGCAACGACCGCCGGCAACGAUCACGGCGAGGAUGUUGUCGGACGACGGGGAUGGUUACAAGCUGCUUCCGGGCAGCGGGGUGCUGGGGGGAACGUUGGGGGGGACGAUGGGUGGAACGCUUGGCGCGGCGGCGGCGUAUGCUGGGGCAGGAGCGUAUGGCGGGACAGGGAGGCACGGUGGAGCAGGGACGUAUAGCGGAGUAGCAGCAUAUGGCGGGACAGAUGCGUUUAGCGGAACAGGACUCUACGGCGGCCUGGGCGCCUCUGGUAGAUUAGGAGCUGGGGCUUACGGCAAGGUGCGUGCAGGCUCAGGGCUGAUAACUGCGCGCUCGGGGCUGGCCGACGACUCUUCAUCCGGUUGGCAGCUUAGCGGCGGCAGCAGCCUACACGCUCUGCCCGACGUUCUGGGUAGUGGUGGUGGUGGAGGUGGGGGAGGCGGAGGGGGUGAGCUAGAGUCUCUACACGCCGCUAGUGGUGGCGGAGGCGGAGACGCAAUCGCCGCUGACGACCAAGAUUUGCCCAGUCGACGAACGAGCUCGGUAGCCGACCACCACGGGCAAGACAUCUCCGAACACCCGUUGUCACGGCGGCCGGGUCCUGAGUUCUUCCAUGCGGUGCGCCACGGGGAUGUCGAGAAUAACAUUCACGAAAAUAACAACCGCUAUGAAAAUGAAGCCCACAAGCAGAAGACAUCGUCGUCGUCGUCUUCGUCCUCGUCUUCGCAAUCUGCACAUCAUGGACAAUCAUCUUCCGAUACAGCACAAUCCGACGCACACUUUUGGUCCUCUUCACAAAAUGAACAUCCAGCUUCCCACCCAGCACAAUCUGACACACACCCUUGGUCUUCUUCGCAACAUGAGCAGCAAGCUUCCGAUACAACUCAAUCUGACACACACCUUUGGUCCUCUUCACAAAAUGAGCAUCCAGCUUCCCACCCAGCACAAUCCGAUUCACACCCUUGGUCCUCUUCACAAAAUGAGCAUCCAGAUUCCCACUUAGCACAAUCUGACACACACCCUUGGUCCGCUUCACAACACGAGCAGCCAGGUUCCGAUACAGCACAAUCCGACUCACACCUUUGGUCCUCUUCACAAAAUGAGCAUCCAGAUUCCGACACAGCACAAUCCGACUCACACCUUUGGUCCUCCUCACAAAAUGAGCAUCCAGAGUCCCACCCAGCUCAAUCCGACACACACCCUUGGCCCUCUUCACACCACGAACAACCAACUAACGAUCCACUAGUUGACCCGCCUUGGCCCUGGUUCAGUGGUGUGGGGCCCGCGUUCGACUACACCGGCAAUGACUUCGGCCCACAAUCAGAUUCCAACAACCAUCCUGAUAAUUGGAACCAAAACAGCGAUCAUUACCAAGGCAGUGAUCACUACCAAAGCAGCGAUCACCACCAGAACAGCGAUCAUAACCAGAACAGCGAUCACAACCACAACAGCGAUCACAACCAGAACACCGAUCACAACCCACCGCAUACGAACUACAACAUGCCGACCCAAGAUUACUUG
Molecule: messenger RNA, 2376 nt
Organism: Gryllus bimaculatus (two-spotted cricket)
Lineage: Eukaryota; Metazoa; Arthropoda; Insecta; Orthoptera; Gryllidae
Source: the annotation of a GenBank genome assembly